Molecule: messenger RNA, 2083 nt
Organism: Manis pentadactyla (Chinese pangolin)
Lineage: Eukaryota; Metazoa; Chordata; Mammalia; Pholidota; Manidae
Gene: MZT1
Product: mitotic spindle organizing protein 1
Exons: 3
Coding region: 85-324 (79 amino acids)
Biological process (GO): microtubule nucleation by interphase microtubule organizing center; mitotic spindle assembly; gamma-tubulin complex localization
Cellular component (GO): interphase microtubule organizing center; centrosome; spindle
Source: RefSeq, a predicted model, not a curated record
GGACGCGCGGUGUGGUCGCCCAGGAGAAGCGCAGGCGCUCCAGUUCCGGGUUAAUCCCUUCUCCCGCCUCGGCCGGCCUACGCCAUGGCGAGUGGGAGCGGCGCCGGGGCCACGGCGGCGGCGAAUCUGAAUGCGGUGAGGGAGACCAUGGACGUCCUGCUUGAGAUUUCAAGAAUUUUGAAUACUGGCUUAGAUAUGGAAACUCUGUCCAUUUGUGUACGGCUUUGUGAACAAGGAAUUAAUCCAGAAGCUUUGUCAUCAGUUAUCAAGGAACUUCGCAAGGCCACUGAAGCACUAAAGGCUGCUGAAAAUAUGACAAGCUGACUUUCUGGAGAAAUCCUGAUGAGAUAUGUGAAGUUCUGCAAGAGGAUUUGAAGAUUGCAUUGUAGUCAAGGAUGUACAAUGAAUUACUGCAUGCAGCAGUGCAGAAACAUUUUCUUUUUGAAAAGAAUUAUAAAACCAUAGCUUUAUAAAUCAGUGGAAAGUGGCUUACAGAGAAAACUAUCAAAUGUGUUUACAUCACAUUUUACCUUUUUUAACAGCUCUAAUGCUUUGACAUUGCUAUGUUCAUAUUUAUGUAUUCCUUAUUUAUAGCUCUGAUAGCUUUAAUUUUCUAAGCAGUGUGUCUAUCAGAUGUGUACAUCAGCUCUGCUGGUUGAAGUAUAGUGGAAACCAUCAGAAGUAAUGUGGUAGUUAACGACUUGCUGACAUUUCCAUUAUAAACUUUAAUUUUGAAUUGUUUAUGCAGAAUACCUGUGGAUUUAUGUUGUAUUGGGCUAAAAGUUGACAAUUUCAGUUACCAUUUGUGAGUAUUGAUUUAGGUUUAUCAUGUAUAUGAGAGUCUCAUUUUUUUAAUAGCUUGGAAAACAUUUGUUUUAAUUUGCUCUUUAACAAAGAAUAUUUAGUUUUUUAAACAUACAGUUUGUCGGAUAAUAGUGUGAAUCAGAUUUUUGUUUUGAUUGAAAAAUAAAACUUUUAGGAACUUAGAUUUUAAAAGUAAUGGCAGUGCUUAGGUUAGUAUUGUCAUUUGAAUCAUUUAAGUUUAAUGAGAAUAUUAAUUGAUGUUUUUCUAAGUUUUAUACCUCUGCAAAUGAUGGCCUAAGAAAGUGCAUAAUGAAGUAUUUUCCAACAUUUCCAAAAAGCAAAAUUCUUCUACUUUUAUUACAUAAAAAUAAUUUGAGUACUCUCCUAAUACAUCUUGAGUAAAUCACUAAAUAGGAGGUGUCUUUCAACAAAUAUUAUUUUCUGAAGGAAUAAAAAUUGCCAGUCAUUAAACACAAGCUAAAUAAUCAAAUGUUCUGUAUCAAGAAUUACAAAUAUCCCUUUCUAAUGUCAUUUUUGUGUGUCAUUUUUACUCUGAAAGUUUUAACUAAUCAAAGUGAUUGUUCAAAAUAAAUUUUAGAAAACUUAGGAUGGUGUUAAUUCUGUUGUAGGAGAAACUCAAUGGAAUAUUUUUCCCAAGGUUAUUACGCAUUUUGUCUGAUUUUAUUUUAGACUUUGUUGGCUUCCAUUUAAAUGACAGUACUCACAUUUACUCUUUAGUAGCAUUUUUUGUUCUUUAGACAUAUUGAAGUGCUUUUAAUAAGAUUUAGUAAUAUUUAAAUGACAACCUUCUGUACUGUUUUAAAAAUCUAGCUUUUUGACCACCACUUUGACUUUGUAAACAAAUGCAUGGCAUCUUUACCCAUGUAUACAAAAAGGUCUAUUGGCAGAACUGGUUGGGAGACAAUAAUGACUUGUUGAUAAGUAAUAUUAAGCAAUGCAAAUACUGCAUGUUUUUUUUUAUUAAAUAAAAAAGAGAACACUUUUGUCAAGUUGCAAAAUUUGUAUGUACUUUUAGGCCAUAAGAGUUUUAUUUAUGACUUUGUAGAUUAAGUUAUUUAUGUGUGAAACAAAGCAGGAAAAUACACUGAGAAGGAGUUAUAUUUACAGAGGGUUUCUUUAAUAAAGUUACAUUUUUUAAAUGUAAAUGUAUAUAUUUUUAAUGCAAACUUAAGUAAUAUUUCAGAAAAUGAAACCAAGUAAUGAUACAUUUACAGUGUUGUGUGUUUGUCAAUGACAAAAUAAAACCAUAUGGGUGGUA